Molecule: messenger RNA, 326 nt
Organism: Protopolystoma xenopodis
Lineage: Eukaryota; Metazoa; Platyhelminthes; Monogenea; Polystomatidea; Polystomatidae
Source: the annotation of a GenBank genome assembly
GAAAUGUGAUUGCACCCAGACCAAACGGUGUGGCCAUUGCUUUGCUGGCAGCGCGCAUAGGAACAAUUUUCUGUUGCUUAUUCUUUUUUAUCGGUUCCUUAUUAGGAAACCUAAAUUCAUCAGCCACUUGGUACCAACGUGCCCUACUUUUAAACGCAGCCAUCUCUGCACUUCGUCUUCAUCAGCGAAUUGGCCGACUUUGUGCCUCUGGAACGCCUUUCUCCUUUUCUCUCAAUAGCCUUUCUUUAUUGAUUGCUGAAGAUCCUUUCCACUAUCUGAUAUAUUCCGUCUUAUUUGUAUUUAUGGCACCAAUUACAGUCUCUUGA